Molecule: messenger RNA, 2169 nt
Organism: Notolabrus celidotus (New Zealand spotty)
Lineage: Eukaryota; Metazoa; Chordata; Actinopteri; Labriformes; Labridae
Gene: pdgfc
Product: platelet derived growth factor c
Biological process (GO): positive regulation of protein autophosphorylation; positive regulation of cell migration; positive regulation of MAP kinase activity
Cellular component (GO): membrane
Molecular function (GO): growth factor activity; platelet-derived growth factor receptor binding
Source: RefSeq, a predicted model, not a curated record
UCCCGUAAACGACGCAUGUGUGUGGUGAUACAAACCACCCCGUCUUCAGCGCUUUGUGAUCGCCAUCCACCUCUCAUCCAAAUGAUCCUUCCAUUAUUACUCCUGCUUGCAUCGCUUCUCCAACACUAUGGCUCGGAAGCUGAAUCAAGUCAUGUCAGCAAGUUUCACCUUCCAAGUGUGAAGGAGCAGAACGGAGUGCAAGAUUCCCAUCAGGAGAAGAUCAUAACAGUGUCUGGAGAGGGAAUGGUCCAGAGCCCUGACUUCCCAAACACUUAUCCAAGGAGUACUGAGCUGGUCUGGAGACUCGUGGCGAACAGUAAUAUGAGGAUCCAGCUCACCUUUGAUGAGAAGUUUGGACUGGAGGACCCUGAGGAUGGAAUAUGCAAGUACGACUUUGUGGAGAUAGAGGAUCCAACUGAGAAAACCAUCCUGGGUCGCUGGUGUGGGUCACAGUCUGUACCAGCUGGUCACACUUCCAAAGGCAGUCAGAUCCGCAUCCGCUUCAUCUCUGAUGAGUACUUCCCCUCAGAGCCAGGAUUCUGCAUCCGUUACUCCCUCCUGCCUGUGAGUGAAUCAGAACCAGAGGUCCCUGCCGUUCCCCCUCCAUCCCAGCAAGGUAUUGAGGAGCUGUCAGAGGCUGUUGCAGGGCUGGGCACCAUGGAGGAGGUCAUGAAGUACCUGGAGCCGGAGCGAUGGCAGGUGGAUAUGGAGGAGUUGUACAAACCUACAUGGCAAGUGUUGGGGAAGUCCUUCGUCCUCAAUAAGAAAGCCAAAGGAGGAGUUGAUCUCAAUCUGUUGAGGGAGGAAGUUCGACUGUACAGCUGCACUCCCCGUAAUUUCUCCGUGCCCUUGCGAGAGGAGCUGAAGAGGACAGAUGCAAUUUUCUGGCCGAGCUGCCUCCUGGUGAAGCGCUGUGGUGGGAAUUGUGCCUGCUGCUCUCACCGCUGCUACGACUGCCAGUGUGUCCCCACCAGGGUCACUAAGAAAUACCAUGAGGUUCUACUGCUGAAACACAGAAGCGGUAUAAGAGGCCUGCAGAAGUCCCUGACUGAUGUGCCCUUGGAGCACCACGAGGAGUGUGCCUGUGUGUGUAAAGAUGACUCGGACUGACCUUGGACAUGUGUAAUAGCUGCCGCAAGAACAACACAGGAUGUUUGAAAUGAACCUCUGCCACUGUUGCAUUGUUCUGUAUCUCAUCCUUUUCCACCGGGAGCUAACACGAUUCUCCUUUUAUCCUGUUGUCCUUUUACUGAUUGGAUUAAGCAGAACAGACUGGAAUCUAAUAAAUCUCCUGAAUGGAUUGGGCUGCUGUGGGACGCUAAUUGUGUGCUCUGGGUGCAUUUAAGAGAGACGAAAAGUCAGUGAAGCAGUUGUGGACUAUUACCUAUGAGCUCGGAGGACUAUAUUCUGCAGCUUCUCAGAGAUAAGAACACCAAGACGCUUUUGCCUCUUGUUCUUAAGGUCUUUUUUAAAGUUCAGCCGGUGUGGGCUGAUACUGUCACAGAAAAUGGGAGCUUCUUUGUUCAGCUACUUUUUUUAUGUCUAUAAAUGAGCUGGCUCCAGCUGCCUCACUCCCCCAGCCCCUGUAUUAUUACCAUCAAGGCAGAGAAAGGUGCUUAUUCAUGAGCAGUGUUCCUUCACUCCCCUUUGUUGUCACCAUAGAUUUAAUCUGAAAUGCAGUCAAGACAUCACUGAAAGCCUUUCCAAUAAGACUGUAUUCUGUGUAAAUAUGUCAUUUACAUGUCUUUUCUAUUCAAUCAUGCUUUUUCUACCAAAGACUCUCAAAGAGAAGAUAAAAGUUGUUCACAGAAUUGGUUUGGGAUUGUUUGUUACAACUCUUCACUCAGCCCAGCUCAGAUCUAUCAGUCCUGCUUUCUUCAGGAACGCCUAGCUUCAAGCACUUCUCUCCAUGUUUGAGAUUGUUCAUAUUCAGUAUUUAUUGCUUAAUGAAAGGGAAACUUAGGUCCAACAUGUCUUAUUUUCUACAUUUGUCACUGUGCAGUAGUAUUAGCCUGCAGUUUUCAUUGUUAGUCCUUUUACAUUGCCAAUGUGUCAUGGAUGUUUUUUUGUUAUUUUCUGUAUCCCAAAGUUAUUUAUCUUUACUUUUGCAACAAGUGUUUGUGUACUUCAUUUUUUCUGAACGUCAAAAAUAAAUUCUUCCAUUUCUUA